AUAAAGUUCAAAGUGAUUUUUCAAUAUACAAUAAAGUUGCGUGAACUUUGAGGGAAUUACUAUAUUAGUUGAGUGAAGUUUGUGUAGUAAACUAAGUUGAAAGGAUUUUUUAAGAAAUUAUCUCUCGUGUUACGAAACAAAACAAAUUGUACUCAAUGGAAUCCGUAACGCUUUGCCUUCUCGAUCGUUCCGUCUCCCACUCUCCCUCCUAAGUAAACUUGUAUCAACAACCCUUGAUUCACAUCAAACAAAGAAUUAGAGAGAAUGGCAGAAGAAGUGAGCAACAAACAGGUGAUUCUAAAACACUAUGUGACUGGUUAUCCCAAGGAACCGGACAUGGAAAUCAAGAAUGGCACCAUUAAACUGAAAGUUCCAGAAGGUUCUAAUGCUGUCCUUUUGAAGAAUCUUUACUUGUCAUGUGACCCUUACAUGCGUUCCCGCAUGCAGAAAAAAGAGGGUAGCUAUGUCGACUCCUUCACUCCUGGCUCUCCUAUCACUGGAUACGGAGUGGCUAAAGUUUUGGAAUCUGGUGAUUCAAACUUCAAGAAAGGUGACUUAGUUUGGGGAAUGACUGGAUGGGAGGAAUAUAGUAUUUUUACAGCUAUUCACACUCUGUUUAAAAUCCAUGACAAGGAUGUGCCUCUUUCCUACUAUACAGGAAUCCUUGGUGAGUUAUUCGAUCUUCUCAAUAUAAUCAUUACAAGAAUGCUGAACCUAUUGUGUGUCUGGUUAAUAUAGUUUAACAAUUUCAAG
Molecule: messenger RNA, 753 nt
Organism: Capsicum annuum
Lineage: Eukaryota; Viridiplantae; Streptophyta; Magnoliopsida; Solanales; Solanaceae
Product: 2-alkenal reductase (NADP(+)-dependent)
Exons: 2
Coding region: 265-738 (157 amino acids)
Molecular function (GO): 2-alkenal reductase [NAD(P)H] activity
Source: RefSeq, a predicted model, not a curated record